GGGUCUAUUUCAGCAAAGUCGCUGAACCUGGAGUAGACUUUACUCUUGCUACUCUAGUACAACCAAAAUGCAGCGCGGACUACCCAUGCAACCUACAGUUGUCCUCCUAAAGGAGGGCACCGACACCUCUCAAGGCAAACCGCAACUGCUAUCCAACAUCUCCGCAUGUCUCGCGAUCGCAGAGACGCUUGCCAGCACCCUUGGACCGCGAGGAAUGGACAAGUUGAUUAUCAACGAACGCGGUGAAGCUCAGAUCACCAAUGAUGGCGCGACGAUCCUCAAGCUUUUGGAUAUUGUUCACCCUGCUGCUCGUACACUUGUUGACAUCGCCCGAGCGCAGGAUGCCGAGGUUGGAGAUGGCACAACGAGUGUGGUUUUGCUUGCGGCACAGAUGCUGAAGGAGGUUCGAGGAUAUAUUGAGGAGGGCGUUAGCCCCCACAUUAUUAUGAAGGGUUUCCGCAAGGCUGCUCAGUUGGCUCUCGAGCGUAUCGAAGAGAUUCAGAUUACCGUGGACAAGUCAAAUGCUGAACAAUUCCGAGAACUACUCAUGAAAUGUGCUUCGACUUCAAUGUCUUCCAAAUUAAUCCAUUCAGAGAAGCCUUUCUUCUCCAACAUGGUUGUCAAUGCUGUCAUGUGUCUCGAUCAGGAAGAUCUUGACGAAAACCUUAUUGGUGUCAAGAAAAUCCCUGGUGGUGGAAUGCAAGAUUCUCAGCUCAUCCGCGGUGUUGCGUUCAAGAAGACUUUCACGUACGCAGGUGCUGAGCAGCAGCCAAAAGCUUUCAAGGACCCUCUCAUCCUCAGUUUGAAUGUCGAGCUCGAGUUAAAGGCCGAGAAGGAUAAUGCGGAAGUACGAGUGGAACAUGUCGCAGACUAUCAGGCGAUCGUGGACGCUGAGUGGGAGAUUAUCUUCCGCAAACUGCAGGCCAUUGAGAAGACCGGUGCUAAGGUGGUGCUCAGUAAGCUCCCGAUCGGUGAUUUGGCCACCCAGUGGUUUGCAGACAGGGAUAUCUUCUGCGCUGGUCGUGUCCCUAGCGGUGAUUUGCAGAGGGUUGUCCAAGCUGUCGGCGGCUCCAUUCAAUCUACCUGCUCCGACAUCAGGCGAGAACAUCUCGGCACAUGUGGAAGGUUCGAGGAGAGGCAGAUUGGCGGCGAGCGAUACAACGUAUUUGAGGAAUGCCCAAAAGCCAGGACGUGCACAUUGCUCUUGCGUGGCGGUGCUGAGCAAUUCAUCGAGGAGGUUGAACGCAGUCUUCACGAUGCCAUCAUGGUCGUGAAGCGGGCUGUGAAGAACGGCGACGUUGUUGCAGGCGGAGGAGCGAUCGAGAUGGAUCUUUCUGCACACAUUCGCAAACACGCUCUUUCCAUCCCUGGCAAACUCCAGCUCGUUAUGAUUGCGUUUGCCAAGUCUCUCGAGAUCAUUCCGCGACAAAUCUGCGAUAACGCUGGAAUAGACUCUACCGACAUUUUGAACAAGUUGCGUAUGAAGCACGCCAACGGAGCCCGGUGGUUCGGCGUAGAUGUUGACGGACCGGAAGGCGUCCGGGAUAACAUGGAUGCCUUUGUUUGGGAGCCUAGCUUGGUGAAAGUCAACGCUAUCUCUAGCGCCACUGAAGCGGCGUGCCUUAUCCUUAGCGUCGACGAGACCGUCCGCAAUCCUCAGAGUGAACAGCAAAACGCCGGGCCCAGGGCACCUCCCGGUACCGCUGCGCGGGCUAUGAGAGGACGGGGACGAGGUUUACCACGGCGGUGAUGGUUUGAUGGUUGUACAUGGCUGAACCGUAGAGUACCGUUUAUUUCGAAUGAAAGAAGUAGCUAAUGCGAAUUAUUUACUUUGCAAGGCUUGAUCGUGAUCACGUGUGAUCGGCACGUAGAUGUUCGCGCUCAAUCUGCUAUAACGCCAUCCUCUGGGUGAACACGCAAUAGUCGCCAUUGUUUGCGACUCCAAGCGUGGAGGUUAUGAAUUAUUUUUGCAUCUC
Somion occarium is the source of this 1976-nucleotide messenger RNA. The record is from the annotation of a GenBank genome assembly. Lineage: Eukaryota; Fungi; Basidiomycota; Agaricomycetes; Polyporales; Cerrenaceae.